This is a messenger RNA of Cydia strobilella, 1212 nucleotides long. RefSeq lists its product as uncharacterized. NCBI's taxonomy places the organism in Eukaryota, Metazoa, Arthropoda, Insecta, Lepidoptera, Tortricidae. The transcript has a single exon. Bases 97 to 1185 code for a protein of 362 amino acids. The record is from RefSeq and is a predicted model, not a curated record.
UGUCAAAUUUUAGUGUGUGAUGUUUAUGUGUCAUUUUCACUUUUAGAUAAGUAUUUAUUUUUAUUCGAUUACGUAUAAUAUUUACUACAUACCAAAAUGGUAACAAAUAGGAAACAAAAAAGCAAUGACCCGAAGACAAGACCUUUAGGAUUUGGCACUUCAGUCCCAAGGUUUGGCAAAGUGACCCUACACCCCAACCUAGACCCCAGCGGACAGUUCAAGCUGCAGGAAGAGGCCUACGAUCCUUGCCGCUACCACCCUAUUCCCAUCCAUGAGAUAUUCGUCGUAAACAAGAACAGAACCGACCCCAAAGACGUAUGGCGCUUCAAAGCCGAAAUGGAAGAUUGGUGCAAAAACCUGGGCUACAGAAACCAGAAAAUUCUGCAAUACCGGCGCUGGAUGCAAUCUGUGGGUGGGCCGGCAUGGUGCCAACCUCAGGACUUGCCCAAAUAUGAAGCUGCCUGCAAAAACGUAGGCUUUGGUAGAGCCCCGCGCUUUAUACCAAAAAAAUGCUUCAUCCCCCCUCCAGGCAUGUACUUCAAAGCCACUCCCUACGAAGCGCCCUACGGCCCUCAUUCUACUUUGUCUUCCUUUGAAUACGGAGAGCCCUGUCGAUUCCCUGAUAGAACUCUCAAUUGGAGCCUUGCUCCUAAUCGUUACACUAUCGUCGACAAAGAUAGCAUCGAACAGAAAUCCAAAAAGCUAGUCUCGCUUCGGGGUCCGUACGAUCUCUUCACGGGGCCGAGAAACGCCAGUACCAUAAUAAGCCACUUUAACGGACGCAAAUAUCCAGCCGCGUCGUGGCCAAUCGCUUUGCCGGGAAGUUUCGAAAAGUUUAAGAAGACUAGAUUAGGUGUGAUGAAUAAAACAGGGAGAGAUAAAUCUUACAAAGGGCGGAACGCUUUGGUGGAUAUCGCAAUGGCACCGCGGAGACCGAGCGACCCAGGGCCAUUAGACACGAACAUCGAUAAGCCUAAAGUGUUUAAGGAGAACAAGCGUGGAUUCAACAGUUCUUACGACCGCCCGCCUGGAUAUCAGCGUACCAUUGUGUGGCCCGGCGUAGGCCGGUACCGGUCUCAACCGAUUAGCUGCGGCAUCAUAGGCCAUGGUCACAAACAUGUGUUCCUGAGCAAGCAACAACGCACAAUUGGCUCUUAUUUACCGGAGCCUAUGAACACUUUCUAAAAAUAGCGUACAUUCAGUAUCACAAGA